AUGAAGUUGAUUUUGGUUUUUGCUAUCGUUUUUUCUCUAGGCGUGUUGACGCUGUUGGCGGAAAGUAUUCCCCGGCAAGAAGACAGUCAAGCGCUCGCGUCAAAGCCGGAUGAUCCCUCGGUAAAUUACCGUUCUGACUCGCAGAACAGACUUAAGAGAGGAACCCAUUCAGGUUUGUUGAAUAAUCACUGGACUUAAAGUCCUUUGAUCUGCUUGGUGAUCUUCUUUCUCGCCCAUCGGACUCAAUUGUUCGCUUGGCUCACAUUUUUCGCGGUCGUGCUCGGCUUUCACAUAGUCCCACAGAGCGAAUUGCAUUUCCAAUUUCAGCGGUAGCCUUUAGAGAGAAUGUAUGAGAACCGCUCAAAUUGGGCCUGAUCUCAGGUUAGCUAAAUCAUAUCUCUAGCUUCAGUCUUCGUUUUUUCUCUGUGAUGAUUAUCGUAACCCAAAUUAACCAAGAAGCUCAAAAGAAAGUCAAUUUAGCAUUCUCUCAUAGGUCCCAAGAAAAGCUUGAAUGCCUCGACUACGAACUGCUCUUUCGAGCUCUUUAACGCAAUCUACGGCGGCUUGAACACCCAGAACAAUUCCACCCUUGCGAAGCUCUUUGAUUAAACGAACAUUCUGGACACCUCAGUUAGGUUUUGAGUACUUGAUAAAAAUGACCUAUAUUUAUUAUUUUUAGUAGCAUUUUGUAUCUUAAUUCCCUUCCCUGAGUUCAUUACGUGUCAUUAUGUAUAAUGGAACUGAGAAUUUGAAAAUAAUGACAUGAAGAAUAGCGAGACGUCAUUCAACAUCACAAUCACUAAUUUUUAUUCUCAACUGUUGUCGCCUAAAACUUCCGUUAUCAGAGUUUACAUAUCUAAAUGCUUUGAGAAAUCGCUUCCUAUCGGCAUAAUUACCAUCAACCGAAUUGCAAAAUUAAAUAAAACUGUUGGGAAAAAAAUUACAGGGGAGAUUAUCGAAUUAAAUUACAGCCAGUUAAAAAUCAAUCAGUUUAAGAGAAGUUACAUCUUAUUAUGUUUUGUUGCAGUUCGCUGGCGCAAAGUAAACAAGUGGCCAGUAUGUUUUGAAGCCAAAGGCAACCGGUUCGGAAGAUUUUACGUCCCGGGGGGAAGAUUAGCUGCCAUAAAGCUGGUACAUCUGUACGGAUACGUGUCCUGUCACGUUCACGGCCCGUCUUUCUGGUCCUACUGGGGCUGUGGCGACAAUCCGUCGAUGCGGUUAAACACUCUAGUCAACGCUGUCAUCACAGACUCAAGCAACCACAUUCUACUCCCGCCAAUUCAGUUCCAGAAGAUCAGCAGCUUAAAGUGGUACAGGGUUCCCGGAUAUAACUCCCUCUCACCUGAGCUUGUUCUGCCAUUCUUUUCGUCUCCGAACUGGGUCCAUUCCAACCAAGAAUUACGCGUGUGGUACGGUGAAAACUUGGUCAAGAACAACGGAGAUAACGGAGGAAAAGUGUGCGCUGAUGUCUAUGCUCUCUUUGUGUGA
This is a messenger RNA of Porites evermanni, 1488 nucleotides long. Lineage: Eukaryota; Metazoa; Cnidaria; Anthozoa; Scleractinia; Poritidae. The record is from the annotation of a GenBank genome assembly.